Marmota flaviventris (yellow-bellied marmot) is the source of this 3477-nucleotide messenger RNA. RefSeq names its product PNN interacting serine and arginine rich protein (gene Pnisr). The record is from RefSeq and is a predicted model, not a curated record. Lineage: Eukaryota; Metazoa; Chordata; Mammalia; Rodentia; Sciuridae.
CGUGAAGAAGUAGAAGCAUCGAAAAGGGUUGGAGAGGUAUUGCAAGAACCGUGGCGACAGCGGUGUUCCGGAACAAGAGUGGAAAAUCAAUAUAUUUUUAAAGAAAGAAUGUGGGAUCAAGGAGGACAGCCGUGGCAGCAAUGGCCCUUGAACCAACAACAGUGGAUGCAGUCAUUCCAGCAUCAACAGGAUCCAAGCCAGAUUGACUGGGCAGCAUUGGCUCAGGCUUGGAUUGCCCAAAGAGAAGCUUCAGGACAGCAAAGCAUAGUAGAACAACCACCAGGAAUGAUGCCAAAUGGACAAGAUAUGUCUGCAAUGGAAUCUGGUCCAAACAAUCAUGGGAAUUUUCAAGGGGAUUCCAAUUUUAAUAGAAUGUGGCAACCAGAAUGGGGAAUGCAUCAGCAGCCCCCACACCCCCCUCCAGAUCAGCCAUGGAUGCCACCAACACCAGGCCCAAUGGACAUUGUUCCUCCUUCUGAAGACAGCAACAGUCAGGACAGUGGGGAAUUUGCCCCUGACAACAGGCAUAUAUUUAACCAGAACAAUCACAACUUUGGUGGACCACCCGAUAAUUUUGCAGUGGGGCCAGUGAACCAGUUUGACUAUCAGCAUGGGGCUGCUUUUGGUCCACCGCAAGGUGGAUUUCAUCCUCCUUAUUGGCAACCAGGACCUCCAGGACCUCCAGCACCUCCCCAGAAUCGGAGAGAAAGGCCAUCAUCAUUCAGGGAUCGGCAACGCUCACCUAUUGCACUUCCUGUGAAGCAGGAGCCUCCACAAAUUGAUGCAGUAAAACGCAGGACUCUUCCAGCUUGGAUUCGUGAAGGUCUUGAAAAAAUGGAACGUGAGAAGCAGAAGAAAUUAGAAAAAGAAAGAAUGGAACAACAACGUUCACAGUUGUCCAAAAAAGAAAAGAAGGCCACAGAAGAUGCUGAAGGAGGAGAUGGCCCUCGCUUACCUCAGAGAAGUAAAUUUGAUAGUGAUGAGGAAGAUGAAGAUACUGAAAACAUUGAGGCUGCAAGCAGUGGAAAAAUCACCAGAAGUCCAUCUCCAGUUCCUCAGGAAGAGCAAAGUGAACCAGAGAUGACUGAAGAAGAGAAAGAAUAUCAAAUGAUGUUGCUGACAAAAAUGCUUCUGACUGAAAUUCUGUUGGAUGUCACAGACGAAGAAAUUUAUUAUGUAGCCAAAGAUGCACACCGGAAAGCAACGAAAGCUCCUGCAAAACAGCUGGCACAGUCCAGUGCACUGGCUUCCCUCUCUGGACUCGGUGGACUGGGUGGUUACGGAUCAGGAGACAGUGAAGAUGAGAGGAGCGACAGAGGCUCUGAGUCAUCUGACACUGAUGAUGAAGAAUUGCGGCACCGAAUCCGGCAAAAACAGGAAGCUUUUUGGAGAAAAGAGAAAGAACAACAGCUAUUACAUGAUAAACAGAUGGAAGAAGAAAAGCAACAAACAGAAAGGGUUGCAAAAGAGAUGAAUGAAUUUAUCCAUAAAGAGCAAAAUAGUUUAUCACUGCUAGAAGCAAGAGAAGCAGAUGGUGAUCUGGUUAAUGAAAAGAAAAGAACUCCGAAUGAAAAUACGUCAGUUUUAGAACCAAAAAAAGAGCAUAAAGAAAAAGAGAAACAAGGGAGGAGUAGAUCAGGAAGUUCUAGUAGUGGUAGUUCCAGUAGCAAUAGCAGAACUAGUAGUACUAGUAGUACUGUCUCUAGUUCUUCAUACAGUUCUAGCUCAGGUAGUAGUCGCACAUCUUCUCGGUCUUCUUCUCCUAAAAGGAAAAAGAGACAUAGUAGGAGUAGAUCUCCAACAACUAAAGCUAGACGUAGCAGAAGUAGAAGCUACUCUCGCAGAAUUAAAAUAGAGAGUAAUAGGGCUAGGAUUAAGGUUAGAGAUAGGAGAAGAUCUAAUAGAAGUAGCCUUGAAAGAGAAAGACGACGAAAUCGGAGUCCUUCCCGAGAGAGACGUAGAAGUAGAAGUCGCUCGAGGGAUAGACGAACCAGUCGUUCCAGUCGCAGUAGGAGUCGAGAUAGGCGUAAAAUUGAGGAUCAACGUGGAAAUCUUAGUGGGAGCAGUCAUAAGCAUAAAGGUGAGGCUAAAGAACAAGAGAGGAAAAAGGAAAGGAGUCGAAGUGUAGAUAAAGAUAGGAAAAAGAAAGAUAAGGAAAGGGAGCGUGAACAGGAUAAAAGAAAAGAGAAACAAAAAAGGGAAGAAAAAGAUUUUAAAUUCAGUAGUCAAGAUGAUAGGUUAAAAAGGAAACGAGAAAGUGAAAGAACAUUCUCUAGGAGUGGUUCUAUAUCUGUUAAAAUCAUAAGACAUGAUUCUAGACAGGAUAGUAAGAAAAGUACUACCAAAGAUAGUAAAAAGCAUUCAGGCUCUGAUUCUAGUGGAAGGAGCAGUUCUGAAUCUCCAGGAAGUAGCAAAGAAAAGAAGGCUAAGAAGCCUAAACAUAGUCGGUCGCGAUCCAUGGAGAAAUCUCAAAGGUCUGGUAAGAAGGCAAGCCGCAAACACAAGUCUAAGUCCCGAUCAAGAUCAACAACCCCUCCCCGUCGUAAGCGCUGAGGAAUGAUGUGGCAAGAAUGCCAUGAUGUUGUUUUAAAAAAUUCCAUGAGUUUUAAGGGCUUGUCUCAUUAUAGAGGCACAUUGUGGCUGUGUAGGUGAAACCAGAAUUUUUUUUUUUUUUUAAUCUGUAAAUAGGUGUAUUUUUUUCCAAAUGCUGCUCCAAGUUACUUAAUAGGAUUUCUUUGUAUUACAUUUUUUUCAAAAAAUAGUGCAUAAUAAGACUAUAAACAUGCCAUUCUCUUUCAGCUGUAAUGUUCUUAAAAUUAUUCUCGAAUGUACUGUGAUGUCAAUAAAGCUCUUUAGUUCAUUUUUGUUAAACUCUUGCACCGUAAUUUUAUGAUUUUAAUCUAAGGAACGUACUUUUAUAAAAAGGCAGCUGGAAUUUUGUAUAACAGGUUUUAAAGGUACUUCCUCCCACUUCCCCCAAAGAAAACGGUUUUAACUUAGUAGUUGGUCAAAGUUUGUAAAUUGUGCCCAUGGACUUUUGUCAAUUUCUAACUUUAAGGGUAUGGAAGAGGGCCAGAAAUAGACCUUUACUUUUCAUUUGGAAGGAUUUAAUCAGCUUUCUAAAUUUCUUAUUUUGGGGAUUUUCAAGUAAUAUAUUCUCUAUGUGUAUUAAAUAAUGGUUUACUCCUGUAAAAUGAAAUUGCUAGAAUCAAUCAAGCCAGUGCACCAGUAGUUAUUUGUAAUGAAUGAUUGUAUUUGACAUUAAUGGUCAACUCUGGAACUAUAUUUUACAGUUCACUUCUGUUUUACAAGUAUAUUUAAACACCUUGGGGUUACUAUAGAUAAUAGGACUUACAAUUCAGUAUAUUUAUUUAUAUUUUUAAAGUAUAAUAUGACCUCAACUCAGUGGAGAAAUGGUGUUUAUGCAGGUUUGUGUCAAUUACAUAACAUUAAAAUUGUCUGAUUUUUGUCAGUUAA